Messenger RNA from Funneliformis caledonium, 907 nucleotides. The record is from the annotation of a GenBank genome assembly. Lineage: Eukaryota; Fungi; Glomeromycota; Glomeromycetes; Glomerales; Glomeraceae.
GAUCUUUAAUGCCUUAUUUGAUCUUGUAAAUCAAUUAACUGACUUACCGCCACAAUUUAAACACAUUCACGAAAAUGGCUGGAACUGCAUAAUUGCUGAUUUAAAUUAUGCACAAGCAAAAGGUCUUGGAUUGGCUUUAAACAAUAUAGAUGAAACAAAAAGUUGGGAAGAACAUCUUACUUAUAUUUUUAAAUCCUGUCAAGUGCAUUACAAAAGGUAUAAUGAUGAUAUAACAAAUAAUAUGUACGCACUUCUUACAGUUGAAUCAAAAGAUCAAAUAAAUCAACUAUUUAAUAAUAUUCAAACAGCUGAAGGUGCCAGUGAUUGGGUUAUUUUUUCUCUUAACAGAUAUAUAUCAAAAAUUGAAGAAAAAGAUUGGUUAUCCGCUCCUAAUAAUACUAAUACUGCGGAAGUAGCACAUGCUUUAAGUAAUCGUCAUGGAAAAAACCUUAAAUUAGUAACAGCAAUUUUACAAGGACGAAAGUUGGAUAAGGAAAGAGUUACAUCUAUUAAUAUUUAUCAAAUGUAUAAUGUACCUAAUCAUGAACGUGAUAAAAGACCUAUCACUCAUAAUGUUCAAUCUAAUAAACGCAAAGCUAAUGCACAAAAUAAAAAAUCAAAUGCUGAAAACUCAACUGCAAAAAAACAUAGAUGUGUGAGUUCUAGUAAAAAGAAAUCCAAAAAAGUUAUUACAAUUUCUGAUUUAGAGGAUAAUUGCGAUGAUGAUGAAAAUGGCAAGAAAAAUAAUCCUACAAAUUUAAAUUUCAAUGAACUUAACUAUCAAGAAAAAAAAUUAGCUUUAAAAGAGUGUGAAAUUUUUUUAAAAGAACGUGAAGCAAAAGUUCAUAUGAUAGAAUUAUCCAAUCUUGAAAAAGAAUGUGAAUUAAAAAAUUACAAUAGUAAUUAG